Molecule: messenger RNA, 3631 nt
Organism: Macrosteles quadrilineatus (aster leafhopper)
Lineage: Eukaryota; Metazoa; Arthropoda; Insecta; Hemiptera; Cicadellidae
Exons: 7
Coding region: 357-1091 (244 amino acids)
Molecular function (GO): Hsp90 protein binding
Source: RefSeq, a predicted model, not a curated record
CAGUUCUGUCGCUGUCUGCUUUGUUCUGCUUGGUUUGGUACUUCAACCAACACUUUCCUUUUAGCAGAGCCGGAUUAUCGGACGAAAAAUUAAAAUUAGUUUGUGUAUAGAAACCUUUAAAAUAACUAAUUACUUUUCCAGAAAAAUAAUUCCUGCCAGACCGAAAAUGUCUAAAUAGGCCUAAAUUAUGAUUAACAGAAAAAUGUUCAAUUAGGCCUAUAUGAGAGAGGCCUAUUUAUGAAAACUUGCAUUUUGUCCGACGGCUAUUUGCUGGAAUCUUGAAUUUAGCUUACCUUGAAUUUCCAGAUUAGCUUAAUUUCUUUAAUAAGUUCGACCAUUUUUAAUCUUCACAAAUAAUGGGGACGGCUGAACAGGUUCAGGAGCUAAAAGAGCAAGGCAACCAGUGCUUGAAGGAUGGGAAAUCAAUGGAGGCAGUUUUACAUUAUACUCAUGCUAUCAAGUUGGAUCCAAAAAAUUAUUCGUUAUACAGCAACAGAUCUCUUGCAUUUCUCAAGGCGCAGCAAUAUUACUAUGCUCUUCAGGAUGCCAAGGAAACUAUUAGGUUAAAGCCUGAUUGGGCUAAGGGAUAUUUCCGCAAGGGGGAGGUAGAAUCGGCUACAUACAACUAUACAGACGCUAUUCUGUCGUAUUCCCUUGCACUGCGUCUCCUUCCAGAAGAUCAGACCCUGGCUGCGGCCCUAGAGAGGACAACUCGAGAGCGUUCUCGUGACUUGAGAGCUGAUGCUCAGACUCCUUGGCUUGGAGCUGGAGUGGGCUUGAUACUUGGAGUGAUGAUUGUUAUUGCAGACCAUGUUGUUGCUGAAAAACCUACACUAUCGCACCCAGUUCUGAUGGCCCUGAUCACCAUAGCCAUCGCCAUGGUAGGAUACUGUAUAGCCCGAGGCUGCCGGUACUACAUGUCCUGCCAGAAGCAAGGGCUGCUCGAUCCACCUGUAGAUCUGUUUCCAGAUGAGGAACAAGAGACGGAAGACAGUGAGACGUCCAAUGGCUCUGCUCGGACCUCUGGCAACCACCAGCGAUACACCAAGGCUCAGGCGCGGCUGCGGUUCAAGAAGGGGAAGAAGAGCUAAGGUCUGCUCUUCCCUGAGUUGUUGUCUGUUACCAGUUGAUUCUCACGUUGAGACCCAGCACGUUGGCCCUGCGUAUAAGAUACUUUUAGUGGUCUUUGACACUGUAUCUCAUAUCUUUGUUCUAGUAAUAAUUUAGUGAGAUCAAAUAGUACAACGAAGUCUCCAGGAGACUUGCUCCAGAUGGGUCUACCUAUGACUUUUGAUAUAAUUAGACAUACCAUUCCAAUGUCAAAGUUGAAUUUGUAUUGGUAACCAGUUUUAGUAGGAAAUUAACAUAAUUUAAUUGAGCAACUGACAAUGAAGCUGCUGUUUAUUACUGAUUUGUGUCCACUAUAAUACACCAAGUUUUAAACCUAGAAAAAUUGAAAAUAUAAUUUCAAAUUGGUUAUAAUGGUAUCGAAAUCAAAGAGAGAAAAUUUGAUUUGUUGAAUAAUACAAUCUGAUCAGCUCAUUCAUUUAUGUUUGAUAUGAAUAGUUGACCACAGCUGGGGCUAGUCGAUUCAAUGUCUAUCCUUCAAUGGUUACCGGUACUAUGUAAUUCUUGACCACCAGGUUGACCUACUGCUAAACUUUAAAACAUUUUUUAAAUCUUGUAUUUCUUAUUAGUUAAGAGGGUUCUACCCGGCAGCCUAAAUUUCAAUUCAAGAUGGCGGAUUAUAUGGAUUGUAAUAUUGUUCGGGCCUCUAUUGUACAAGCUCUCAACACUCAAAAACUAAUUUGAUUCCAAUGAUUGUGUUUUUGUGCUAUUAACAAAUCAGAGCUUGUAAUGGAAGGGGAAAAAUUAAUUUGUUACUCUUAUCCAGAAGUUAAAAUCAUAUGUAAAAAAGACUUAUUUACGGAGUUUGAAAACUAUUUAAAGAAACAAUCACGAAGUUUCAGUUCAUCCAGUGCAUAGUUUGGAUCUUUGUGGAUAUUUUACAGUUUAUUUAAACUUGACAAACACUUUAAUAAUGCCAUGAGGUUAUUUUUUGUAGGACCAUGUUUAUGUGGUAAACAGCGGCGGGUUAUACUCUCUUAAUAGGUUUCUUGAUAACGUUAGGAGUAUCAGUUUAUUGAUAUUUUUAGGUUUUACUUUACAUAAAACAAGUUCCAAGACUGAUCUAAAAAGUACAAACUGAUGGGCCACUUUUUGUUUAGUAACUAAGAUUGGAAUAUCUUUAACACGUUGAGUGCGGGAUACAUCUAUUGAUGUAAGCGCUCCUAUCGGUCUACAUCUAUAGAUGUAGUUGCGCCACUCUCACUACAUUAGUUCAGUAUGAGCUCAGCUAUUGCCGGGGAACGUUAUAAUCAUUGCCAGGCUGUAGCUUAGAAUGCGAGCUUUAUUUUGCUGUAGGUUGGUACUAAAAAUUCCCGUAAAAUCUCGUCUAGCAAUGCUUUUGUCCCGGUUUCGGUACAAAGACACUGGCUAUCGAUCCGGACAGUGCUGCUACCUUUCAGUGAACUACGUCUACUUUCGGGGUAAUGCAGCACAAUCACCACUACUCUUUUGUGAUUCGUCAUACAAUAGACAAAAGGAGUAAAUAUAGACUGUCAGCUGUGCAGUGGUUACCAUAGGUUCUGGUGCACACCGCUGGGAGUGCUGUGUAGUUACGUAGCGCGUAGGCCGUAACUACAUGGCGCUACCAGCGGGGUGCGCCCUAACCUAUUGUAUCUGCAGCACAGCUGACAGUCUAUAUUUAAUUAUUUUUGUCUAUGAUAAUACCCAAUAUUUGAAUGCCAAUUACAAUCGCUGAUUCAGGGGGGCCUCGCUGCCAUUGGGGAGCGCCUGUUUUAAGGUUUUCAACACUCAACGUGUUAAGAAAGUUUGGAUGCAUUAGUUUAGACACCUUGUGUAAAUUUUACUUUUAGAAUUGAAAAAUGAUUAAUGAGAAGCCCAUUUACCUUUUAAGACCAUGAAUGUAAACAACUCAGGGCUUUUACUUGAGAUAAAUCUGAAACAUGCAUUUUAUUUUAAUUGAACAAAUUAGUAAUUUUCUCAAAUUUCAACAAAUUUUGACCUACCUACUUACUAUUAUUAGUUUUUCUAUUAUUUUAAUUUGUUAUCAUUAUGUUAUUGAUUGAAUGCAUCCUUUCCUGCUAUUUCAUUAUCCAUAUAAAAAUACUACUAUUAUGUGUGAUGCAUGGCACUACUAUAAUGUUUUGAUAUGCAGCUCCUUGUUAUUUUUUUUUUUAACCUAGCUACUACUUCACAUUAUAAUAAGCCAAAAUAAUAUAAAAUGUAAGAGAUUGAGUUUUAUUCAAGUAAGAUGUUUUUCUGUGUUUAAAGUAUUUUUGUUAAAUUAUUUUGUUUUAUUGUGAGAAAAAAGCAACUUUGUUCCUAAUGAAGUAUGUUCAAGCUUAAGGCAUGAGGAGUCUAAUGCAUACACAAUCAAAUCGAAGUGCCAUUUGUUGAAAAUGUUGAUUAGUGACGCAAGUUUGGAGAUACAGUGUCAAUAGGUCUCUUUGUAUAAUGUAUACACUAAGAUUUCCUCAAUAUUUAUACAAUUUUAUAUAUAGCUAUUAUAUACUAAUGUGUGAAUAAAGAACAUGUAAUCACCUUU